GCCCAGGGUCCCCAGCAGUGGAGAUAUGGUGGUGGAUGGCUGAUUCCCAAGGGCUGUCCCAGCCCUGACAGCGUCUGCGUGCGAGGUUCCUUCUCUGACGAGGGCCACUGUUCUGACAUCACUGUCAACUUCCUGUCGGGGCCUCCUCUCAGUCUUGCAGCUCUUAGAUUCUGAGAGACAAACCCGGAGAAACAGGCUCCCCGGGGACCCGGCACCUCCAAGCCCAGACAUGCUUCUGCUGCUGUUGGCCCUGCUCUGGGGGACGGAGGGGGCCGAGGGCCAGAGGGGGGCCGAGAGGGGGCCACAGGGGCAUUACUGGCUGCAAGUGCAGGACGCAAAGGGGCAGGAGGGCCUGUGUGUGCGAGUGUCCUGCAGAUGCUUCUAUCCCCGGGAAGGCUGGUCUGAGUCUACCCCAGCUCUCGGCUACUGGUUCCGGAAAGGGGCCGGUGUACAACAGGAUGUUCUAGUGGCCACAAACAACCCAGAUGGAAAAGUGCGGCAGGAGUCCCAGGGCCGAUUCCACCUCCUUGGAAACCCCCGGGACUACAAUUGCUUCCUGGACAUCAGAGAUGCACGGAGAAGUGACUUGGGGACAUAUGUCUUUAGGGUGGAGAGAGGGCCUUAUUUGAGAUAUAGUUACACACGGGACCAGCUCUCCGUGCGUGUUGGGGCCCUGACCCACACACCUGACAUCCUCAUCCCUAAGACCCUGGAGUCUGGACACCCCAGUAACCUGACCCGCUCUGUGCCCUGAGCCUGUGAGCGGGGCACCCCCCCCAUCUUCUCUGGGACGUCAGCCUCCCUCACCUGCCUGGACCCCAGGACUCACCUCUCCUCAGUGCUCACUCUCACCCCACGGCUCCAAGACCACGGCACCGACCUCACCUGUCAGGUGACCUUGCCUGGGACCGGAGUGACCACAAUGAGGACCAUUCACCUCAACGUGUCCUAUUCUCCGUGGAACUUGACCGUCACUGUCUUCCAAGAAACGGCACAGGCACCCACAGCCCUGGAGAAUGGCUCAUCUCUUUCAGUCCUGGAGAGCCAGUCCUUGCGCCUGGUCUGUGUCGUCAACAGCAACCCCCCUGCCAGGCUAAGCUGGGCCCAGGGGCACCUGACCCUGUGCAGCCCGAACCCGGGGGUGCUGGAGCUGCCUCUACAGGAGAGAGAUGAAGGGGAAUAUACGUGCCGAGCUCAGAAUGCAGUGGGCUCCCAGCACGUCUCCCUGAGCCUCUUGCUGCAGAGAAAAACAUGGCCUUUAUCAGAAAGGCUGCUGGGGGCAGUCGGUGGAGCAGGUGCAACGGCUCUGAUCUUCCUGGUUCUCUGCAUCAUCAUUAUCCUAGUGAGAUCCCACAGGAAGAAAGUGACAAAGCCUUCAGUGGGCACCAAGAAUACAGGCAUGGAGAGUGCAAACGUUGUCACGAGGCCAGUGUCUCAGGGUCUCCUGAUUGAAGCCUGGGCAGGCAGCCUUCCCCCAGAUGCCGCCACCCCCUUACGGGAGGAAGAAGAGCUCCAUUACGCAACACUCAACUUUCACCAGACAGAGACUUGCCGCCCACAGGAACAGGUGGCCCCUAGUAUUGAGUACUCGGAGAUCAGGAUUCACAAAUGAGAGACUGCUGAGACCCCGCCCUGGCUUGAGAGAUCUUGGCCCCUGAAGGGCAAAGAAAAAGUCAGGGGCCAAUUCCUGUAGACUUAGAAGCCCUCCAGAUGAUGAGCUGUGAGUACGAGAGAAAGAACACAAGCUUUGUAAACAGAGUAUUUCAAGUGCAAAGUCAUAUGCUGUGCCUUACCAAGUAAGCGACAGACCAAUCCCUGCCUUUCUGUGCCUCAGUUUCCUACUCUGUGAAAUAGGGAUGAGAAGCCUACCUGUAAGCUCAUGGUGAGAAAUUUAUAUAGAAAUGCAAGGGACCUAGAAUAGCAAAACAAUCUAGUGAAGGAAGAACACGGUUGGAGAAAUCAGACUUUACUAUAAAGCUAGAGUAAUCAAGACACUGUGGUGUAGAACGGAAUCAAGUCCGUAAACAGAGUGUGUGUAUAUGGUCAGUUGAACAGCACCAAGUCAGUUCAGUUGGGAGAGGAGGGACUUUUCAACAAGUAGUGGGAGAACAAGUAGGUCAAGGUUUAGAAACAAUGAAACUUGACCCCUUUUUCACAUCACAUGCAAAAAAUUAGUCUGAAAUGAAUCGUAAACCUAAAAGUAAAAGUGAAAACUAUAAAUAUUUUAUUAUUGUGCUGCCCAAUAUGGUAACCACUAGCCACACAUGGCUCUGGAGAGGUGCUACACUUAGUAUGCAAAAAAAAAAAAAAAGAUAAAAGAUCCCAUUAACAAUUUUUCAUAUUGAUUACCUGUUGGAAUGAUAAUUCUUUGGAUAUAUUGGUUCCUUUAGACUAUUAUUAAAAGUAAUUUCAUUUGUAUUUCUCUGA
Messenger RNA from Lynx canadensis (Canada lynx), 2427 nucleotides. RefSeq names its product sialic acid-binding Ig-like lectin 8. Gene Ontology annotation, cellular component: plasma membrane. Gene Ontology annotation, molecular function: sialic acid binding. The record is from RefSeq and is a predicted model, not a curated record. Gene Ontology annotation, biological process: cell adhesion. Lineage: Eukaryota; Metazoa; Chordata; Mammalia; Carnivora; Felidae.